Molecule: messenger RNA, 897 nt
Organism: Homarus americanus (American lobster)
Lineage: Eukaryota; Metazoa; Arthropoda; Malacostraca; Decapoda; Nephropidae
Product: glutenin, high molecular weight subunit DY10-like
Exons: 1
Coding region: 1-897 (298 amino acids)
Source: RefSeq, a predicted model, not a curated record
AUGUCACUAGGCCAAGGGAAUCACCAAGCCAUGAGCGUCACCAGGCCAAGAACGUCACCAGGCCAAGAACGUCACCAGGCCAAGAACGUCACCAGGCCAAGGGAAUCAAAAGCCACGAGCGUCACCAGGCCAAGGGAAUCACAAAGCCACGAGCGUCACCAGGCCACAAACGUCACCAGGCCACAAACGUCACCAGGCCAAGAACGUCACCAGGCCACAAACGUCACCAGGCCAAGAACGUCACCAGGCCAAUGGAAUCACAAAGCCACGAGCGUCACCAGGUCAAGAACGUCACUAGGCCAAGAAUGUCACCAGGCCAAGAACGUCACCAGGCCACAAACGUCACCAGGCCAAGGGAAUCACAAAGCCACGAGCGUCACCAGGCCAAGAACGUCACCAGACCACAAACGUCACCAGGCCAAGAACGUCACCGGCCACAAACGUCACCAGGCCAAGAACGUCACCAGGCCAAGGAAUCACAAAGUCACGAGCGUUACCAGGUCAAGAACGUCACUAGGCCAAGAAUGUCACCAGGCCACAAACGUCACCAGGCCAAGGGCGUCACCAGGCCAAGGGCGUCACCAGGCCAAGGGCGUCACCAGGCCAAGGGAAUCACCAGGCCAAGGAAAUCACCAGGCCAAGGGAAUCACCAGGCCAGGGCGUCACCAGGCCAAGGGCGUCACCAGGCCAAGGGCGUCACCAGGCCAAGGGCGUCACCAGGCCAGGGCGUCACCAGGCCAAGGGAAUCACCAGGCCAAGGGCGUCACCAGGCAAGGGCGUCACCAGGCCAAGGGAAUCACAAAGCCACGAGCGUCACCAGGUCAAGAAUGUCACCAGGUCAAGAACGUCACCAGGCCAAGAACGUCACCAGCCCAGCUACUGCAUCCCACCAGGUGA